Messenger RNA from Ixodes scapularis (black-legged tick), 2800 nucleotides. RefSeq names its product DNA repair protein complementing XP-C cells homolog (gene Xpc). The transcript is spliced from 6 exons. Gene Ontology annotation, cellular component: XPC complex; nucleus; cytoplasm. Gene Ontology annotation, molecular function: damaged DNA binding; single-stranded DNA binding. The record is from RefSeq and is a predicted model, not a curated record. The coding region runs from base 126 to 2690 and encodes 854 amino acids. Gene Ontology annotation, biological process: nucleotide-excision repair; mismatch repair. Lineage: Eukaryota; Metazoa; Arthropoda; Arachnida; Ixodida; Ixodidae.
AUCUAGUCUACCCAUGCGUAUACUGGCGUAACCACGGUAAUCGGUUUGGUGGUUUGGUUGGUUUGGUUGUUGGAGGAAAAGGAGGAUAAGGAGGAUCAGUCGAUCAUUUUCGAAACGAGAUUAAAAUGAGUGUGAGGCGCUCCACGAGACUACUUAAUUUAAAAACAAAUGAGCAAACAACAAGCGAGAAUGCAGGCAAGAACAAUGACGAAGGGACAGACGAGGCCCGCUCCACGAGUCCGUCCGACUCCGGGGACGAGGAGUACGUUCCGAAGGCAGGCAAGGCAAGCUCGUCCGAAGAAGAAACGCCUGUCAAGCAAGCGAAAUUGAACGAUGGUUCGUCCGAUUCGAGCGAGGAACAGUUUGAACUCGACAGUCUGGCGGUCGAUUUGUCCGAGGAAGCAUCCUCCGGCGAUGACAGCGCAACGGCGGUGCCCAGAAGUCUCGAUGCCAAGGUCCACAAGACUGGCGAGGCAAGUGUAGCUUCCACAUCCAAGGUUCGUCGCAAGAACUUCCUUGCUGCAGUCCAGAGGAACCUUAACAACGCUGCGAGCAGUACUCGAUCGUUGAGUCGCGUUGUCGAAAGCACCCACGCGAGGUUCACGAAGAGAGAGGUUGCAGAGGAUAAUAGCCCGAGUACUAGUGAACCCGCUGCUCCUGGUGUGGAACUGCGAGACGAGAUAGCCGCGAUGCUGCACGAGAACGAGCUCGGCGGGCACCACCCGCAAAGAAAACGUGCCGCAGUGGGCCGGCGUGGGAACGCAGCGCCAAGUACGAGCUCUGCGGAACCGUCUGUUGCCGUGCGGAAGGGUCGACGGUGCGAAGAAGUCCGCAAAAAGGAUCACCCUAAAGGCACUAAGAGAAAGCCUGCGCCGAAAGAACCCAGAAUGACCGUGGAUGACAGCACAAGUGGUUCGGACUGGGAAGAGGUGUCUCAGGACGCUCCGGGAAUCCCGUCAAAUGGCGUCGUGAUUACGCUACAGCCUCAGCUACUAAAGCCGAAGAAGGCGGGUUUUGAUGCUGCGGCUCACUUGAAACGUGAGCUGAACCGCAUACGCAGAGAGAUCCGGGUAGCGACGCACAAGGUGCAUCUGCUUUGUCUUCUGGCCCACGGUCUUCGUUUGGAAAAAAUGUUGACGGACAGGACGUUGCAAGCAACAGCUCUGUCUCUGCUUUCUCCGGAAUUCCUCGCCUACAGUGGAAGAGCAGUCACUUUCAUCGACGUCGACCGGUUUGUCAAGAUGUACUGCAGGCACUUCUCCUGCAAGCUUGGCUGUGCUGGGGCGACUGGGACGUUGGUCGACGAUCUCACGGCAGCCCUGGUUAACAGGCUCGCGCAGUGUGCCAGGGACUAUGCGCUCAUGUUUCUCGUCAUCUUGAGGUGCCUUAGCAUCGAAGCCCGCCUUUGCCUGUCUCUUUAUCCGAUUCCUCUGCACGAGAAGGAGUCAGGGAGCCAGGGCUCUGAGAACGAUAACAAGCCGCUGGGAAAAAAGAAGGCCUCCAAGGCGACCAAAGGUCUCAAGAAGACUCCACCCCAAGAGCUGGAGCAGGACUCCUCUGACGAAGAAGAGCAGCAGAGUCAUGGGAACAGCAGCUCGGUCAAAAAAAAGAGGGUGCGCAGAGCGGCCAAGAAACCCAAGAAGGCGGAACGUCUAGAGGCACGGCAGGAACCUCCCGGCGAAGACGGGGUGGAGCACUGGGUGGAAGUGUUCACCCCAAAGGACUCGAAGUGGAUCCCCGUUGACGCGGUGCAUGGCAGUGCCGGCGACGUAUCCCAGAUCCGGCAGCCUCUUCUGUAUGUGCUGGGUAUCCAGGACGGCCGCGUGAGGGAGCUGACGGCAAAGUACUGCUCGGGUUGGCUCCCCAAGAGGAGCCGGGUUCGGGAGAACUGGUGGCAGCAGUCCCUCGAGCCCUUCCGGCCUGCCCCCUCUGAGAGGGACCUACUGGAGGACAAGCAGCUGGAGAGCAGGCUCUUCAGGCAGCCCAUGCCCUCUGCCAUUGCAGAGUUCAAGGGCCACCCUGUGUACGUGCUGAAGCGGCACCUGCUCAAGUACGAGGCCCUGUACCCCGCCGACGCACCCCCCCUGGGCUUUGUGCGGGGCGAGCCCGUCUAUGCUCGCGAGUGCGUGCAUGUGCUGCGCUCGCGGGAGGCCUGGCUGCGCGAGGCACGCAUGGUGCGUGUCCGGGAGGAGCCCUACAAGCGGGUCAAGGGCAGGGCCAAGAAGGACCUCCUGUCUGGCAUGAGCAGCGAACGCGAGCUGGAGCUGUUUGGCCUCUGGCAGACGGAGCCUUACAUGCCGCCCGUAGCAUUUGGGGGCAAGGUUCCUCGCAACGAGUGGGGCAACGUGGAGCUCUUCAAAAGCUGCAUGCUACCCAUCGGCACGGUGCAUCUCAAGGCUCCGGCCCUGGGACGUGUGGCGGCCAAGUUGAACAUCGACUGCGUGCCGGCCGUGGUGGGUUUUGAGGGACACGGACGUGGCGUUCACCCGGUGUUCGACGGCUGGGUGGUGUGUGAAGAGUUUGCUGACACCCUGAUGAUGGCCUGGCAGGAGGAGCAGGUCAACAUCUCCGACCGGCAGGAAGAGAAGAGGCAGAAGCGGGUGUUUGGAAACUGGAGGCGGUUAAUCAGGGGAGCGCUGAUCCGAGCUCGCCUGCGAGACAAGUACUUGGGCGACACCGGUGACGACUGAAGAGGGCGUUAGCCUCAGCCAUCGACGUGCUGACUUAACACGUGCAGGCACGUCUUGGUGCAGUUUUGAAUUUGUUUUGUUUUAUUAAAUGUCAGUUUCUGACAAGCGUG